AAUGUGAGAAGAUCUUAUCCAUCGAUCCCACCAGUAUUACUACUUAUAUAAGCUUGAAAAUUCCAAAUCUUUUACUUUCUAGCUAAAGGAAAGAAGCUAUUACUUUACUUGAAUAUUAGAAAUGUGGAGGCAACAUAAUUACACUUGGAAUAGCUUAAAUUGCUAAAAAGCAAAGUGAAGAAAGCCACUAGUCUUCGAAAAUUCAUGCAAAUGCCUCCACCUUUUAUUCUUCAUAUGACCCCCAAUUCUUAGAUCACACCAAAAAAAUAAAAAUAAAGAACAAGAAAAAAAUAAGAGAAAUAUUUUUCAUCAUGGGAUCUGAUGAUGAGGUUCUUGAGAAAAAUUACGUUAAAAAACAAAGCAUGAAGAGAGUUUCAUUGAGAAAUUCAAUUCAAUAUGUGCUUGAAAAACAGAGAUUUGUAUGUCUUUUGAUUGGAAUUGCUAUGUCAGUUGUUAUUUUCUCCGUGGUUUCUGUUUCUUCUCCAAUAUUAAGUUCCAAUUUUGAGACGAUUAAUAUUCAAGACACAAAUACAAUUGUGUCCAAUCCGAUUCCUCGAAGAAUUGCGUACGAGUUGGUUGAUGAAGCCGACCACAUUAAUGCAGGUGGAAAGGUUCCAUUGGGAUUGAAGAACAAGAAUAAGAGAAUAUUAGUAACAGGAGGAGCUGGAUUUGUUGGGAGUCAUUUAGUGGAUCGAUUAAUAGCAAGAGGAGAUAGUGUUAUUGUUGUUGAUAAUUUUUUUACAGGUAAAAAAGAGAAUUUGCUGCACCAUUUCAAGAACCCAAGGUUUGAACUCAUUCGACACGACGUUGUUGAGCCAAUUUUGUUAGAAGUUGAUCAGAUUUAUCAUUUGGCCUGCCCUGCUUCUCCUGUUCAUUACAAGUAUAAUCCAGUCAAAACCAUCAAAACAAAUGUAAUGGGAACAUUGAACAUGUUGGGGCUAGCAAAAAGAGUGGGAGCUAGAUUUCUUCUUACUAGCACUAGUGAAGUGUAUGGUGAUCCAUUGCAGCAUCCUCAGGCUGAGACUUAUUGGGGCAAUGUUAACCCCAUUGGUGUUCGCAGUUGUUACGAUGAAGGAAAACGUACAGCUGAAACUUUGGCCAUGGACUACCAUAGAGGACUUAACAUUGAGGUUAGAAUUGCUAGGAUUUUCAACACAUAUGGACCACGUAUGUGCAUAGAUGAUGGUCGUGUUGUUAGCAAUUUCGUUGCACAGGCCCUGAGAAAGGAGCCAAUGACAGUUUAUGGAGAUGGAAAACAAACCAGGAGCUUUCAGUAUGUCUCUGAUUUGGUAGAAGGUUUGAUGAGGUUGAUGGAAGGAGAUCAUGUGGGUCCUUUCAAUCUUGGGAACCCUGGUGAAUUCACAAUGCUUGAACUAGCUAAGGUUGUGCAAGAAACAAUUGAUCCAAAUGCAAAGAUAGAAUUUAGGCCCAACACAGAAGAUGAUCCCCACAAGAGGAAGCCAGACAUCACAAAAGCAAAACAACUUCUAGGAUGGGAGCCAGCAGUUUCCCUCCGGCAAGGACUUCCGAUGAUGGUUGAUGACUUCCGGCAGCGCAUUUUCGGUGAUGAAAAGCAAGAUUCCAGCAGCCUAUUGACCAUAUAAUAAUUACAGAUUUUAAUUUUCUCCACUCAUUUUGAGCCAUGAAAAUGGUUAAUGGGGAAAAUGAAAAUGAAAAAUAAGAAGGGAGGUUCUUGAUAUUUAAAGAACCUUUUGAAGAAUAGGAAGUUGUUUAGUUAUAGUCAUCCCUUUUUGUCUUUUUUUAUUAUUUAUAUUAAACUUCUUCCAUAAUAAGAUCCUCUAUUGAAAGAGGAUAAAUAGAAUACAAAAGAAUGUUUUUGGUGGACUAAUUUAUUGGAUAUAAUGAAAAGUUUGGAAAGAUUGUGGUCAAACUCUAAUUUCAUUAGUAAAGCAAUUAUAGAUUGCUCUUGCGCUUUUGAUAAAAAAAAAAACAUGAGUAUCUAUAAAAGAAUUUUGCAC
This is a messenger RNA of Lycium barbarum (goji berry), 1979 nucleotides long. Its product is annotated as UDP-glucuronic acid decarboxylase 4-like. Gene Ontology annotation, cellular component: cytoplasm. The coding region runs from base 312 to 1604 and encodes 430 amino acids. Gene Ontology annotation, biological process: D-xylose metabolic process. Lineage: Eukaryota; Viridiplantae; Streptophyta; Magnoliopsida; Solanales; Solanaceae. The transcript is spliced from 8 exons. Gene Ontology annotation, molecular function: UDP-glucuronate decarboxylase activity; NAD+ binding. The record is from RefSeq and is a predicted model, not a curated record.